Molecule: messenger RNA, 2700 nt
Organism: Trichophyton verrucosum HKI 0517
Lineage: Eukaryota; Fungi; Ascomycota; Eurotiomycetes; Onygenales; Arthrodermataceae
Exons: 3
Coding region: 1-2700 (899 amino acids)
Biological process (GO): glucan catabolic process
Molecular function (GO): beta-glucosidase activity
Source: RefSeq, a predicted model, not a curated record
AUGGAUAAGUUGAAAGAAACGAGGAAUCACAACCCAGCAUGGAUCAAACAAAGGAGGUUCCUUUCUCUAAUACUCUUCCUAAUAGCUGCUCUUCUCACAAUAAUCAUUAUAUUUCUAUUCUGGGGAAGCCAGGAGAGCCUCGACCGUCCCAGGUUACAGCGCAAAUACCACAUCCCUGACAGAACAUUUCCCAUGAAACAGCGUUCUCCGCAGGUUAAAACAGUUCCAAGAUGGCAAGACAGCUAUUUCAAGGCCCAGUCACUGGUGAACAAUAUGACUCUGGUGGAAAAGGUCAAUGUUACAACCGGUGUAGGCUGGCAAAUGGGACUUUGCGUUGGGAUACGCUUUGCUGACAACAUUACCGCGUUUCCUGCCGGUAUCACUGUUGGAGCUACCUGGAACAGGGAGCUGAUGUAUAAAAGAGGCGAAGCACUGGGAAGAGAGGCUCGGAGAAAAGGGGUAAAUGUGCUCUUAGGUCCUUCCAUGGGCCCUCUGGGCGUUCUUCCAGCGGGAGGACGAAAUUGGGAAGGCUUUGGCACCGAUCCUGUUCUUCAAGGAAUUGCGUCCGCAGAAACCAUACGAGGGACGCAAAACGAAGGCGUAAUUGCCACCGCAAAGCAUUUUGUUCUGAACGAACAAGAACACUUUCGGCAGCCACAUGAAUGGAAUAAUUCUGAAGCCAUGUCUACCAAUAUAGAUGACCGCACACUUCAUGAGGUGUACGUCUGGCCAUUUUCCGAAAGCGUCCGUGCCGGUGUUGGUAGUGUAAUGUGUGCCUAUCAAAUGGUGAACAACACAUACUCCUGCAACAACAACCGGCUUUUGAACGGAAUACUUAAAGAUGAGUUGGCAUUCCAGGGUUUCGUUCAGUCAGACUGGUAUGGUCAACAAGUUGGUGUUGAAAGCGCCCUUGCAGGAAUGGACGUGAGCAUGCCUGGAGAAAUACACUACUCAGACUCGGGAGAAUCAUUUUGGGGGCCAAAUCUGACUACUGCCGUUCUUAAUGGAUCCAUUGAAGUCGGAAAAUUGAACUAUAUGGUAACCAGAAUUGUUGCGGCAUGGUAUCAAUUGAAGCAGGAUGAGUGGGAAAAACCACCCCCUGACGGCAGAGGGGGCCCCAAUUUUUCCUCCUGGACGAAGAAUAAAACGGGUCAUUUGCAUGAAGGGAGCGAUGAUGACCAAAAUGUGACUGUCAAUCGCUAUGUCCGGGCACCAAAUGUGUGGAAUAAUUCCCACAUUGAUCUUGCUCGAGAAAUUGCAGCUGAAGGCACUGUCCUUUUGAAGAAUGAAGAUGGCAUAUUGCCCCUCUCUGCAAAAGGAACCACUUCGGAUAGGAAGACGAAAGUAGGCGUCUUUGGGGAAGAUGCUGGCCCAGGGGAUGGGCCAAACGUUUGCCCCGAUAGGUCCUGCAACCAGGGCACUCUUGGAUCCGGAUGGGGCAGUGGCGCGGUCGACUUCCCAUAUCUCAUCACACCGUGGGACGAGAUCAAGAAGACGUAUGACAGCAAUAAUGUGUCUCUAAAUGAAUACCUUUAUAACGGCAUCCAAGAUAACGAUUUGGAGGAUAAAGACUUAUGCAUUGUAUUCGCCAAUGCGGAUUCAGGGGAGGGAUUUGCCUCCUGGGAAGGGAUAUAUGGGGAUCGCAACGACUUGUCCAUUCAAAAGGAUGGCAAUAAUUUAAUUAGGCAGGCUUCUGAUAAGUGUGGCAAAGGCAAAGGAAGCACCAUCGUGGUUCUUCAUUCUGUUGGCCCAGUAAUGAUGGAAGAUUGGAUUGAAGAGCCUGGAGUUAAAGCUGUUGUGCUUGCAAAUCUACCCGGCCAGGAGAGUGGCAGAGCCCUUGGAGACGUCUUAUUCGGCAGAGUCGAUGCAACUGGGAGACUCCCGUAUACCAUCGCAAAGGAUCCUGAAGAUUAUGGACCCGAGUCCAAGGUUCUGUAUGAGAGCAACGACGUGGUACCCCAGAAAAACUUCACCCAGGGGUUAUAUUUCGAUUACCGGUAUUUUGACAAGCAGAACAUCACGCCACGGUACGAGUUUGGCUAUGGCCUAUCAUAUACCUCCUUUCAAUUGUCGGGUAUCAACAUCAAAGCCUUAAGCCAGAAAUCGGCGACAGCAAAUUCACGGUCUGAGGUUAACGUGACUUUACCUUCAUAUAAUGAAAGCAUCCCAGAUCCAAAUUCAGCCCUGUUCCCUGAAGGAUUCAACGGGCUAGAAAGAUAUGUCUAUCCAUACAUCUCGUCCGUGGACGAUGUUCAGGAAACGGAGCGCCUUCACUUUCUCCGGCGGCGUACUGACGAAUACAACUUGACUGCUGGGGGUGGUGAAGGAGGCAAUCCAUCACUCUUCGAGUCCAUGGUCAAUGUGAGUCUCACGGUCAAUAAUACUGGUGAACGAGCUGGUAAGACUGUGGUUCAACUUUACGUCUCUUUCCCGUCCGGUGUUAACGAGACGGUCAAAGAAGAAGGGGAAGAUGAGGAUGAACGAGUGAUAUCUAUAGACUUCCCUAACCGUGUGUUACGGAACUUCGAAAAGGUCGAGCUACAGCCUGGUCAGUCAAAGGAAGUGACACUGUCUUUGACACGGAAGGACUUGAGCUACUGGAGCAUUUACCAGCAGAACUGGAUAAUUCCUACAGCCGGGAAAUUCAAGAUAUGGGCUGGGCAGAGUUCAAGAGACCUACCUCUGACUGGCGAAUUUUGA